AGGCGAUCUCUCCUCGCCAGGUUUUCCUCUCACGAACCUAUUCAAUCACCCUUUGACCAUUGAGAAGAAAAGAAAGAAAGAAAAAGGGUCGACAUCAUGAAGAAGACUUUCUUGACCAUUCUUGCCCUCAUAGGAACCGGGCUCUGUUUCGAUCAUUGCGUCUGCACCGACGACUCGCAGAGCACGGCAGAUGCGACCACCCUGUCGGUGUGCGCCGACCCGGGCUCGAUCGAGACAGGAAUCUGGCCGGUAUACUUUUACGGCGACGGAUGUCCGGAUGAAGACGGCCUGGAGAUACAAGACGGCCAGUGUUAUAGUCCCGCAACCUGUUUGAAUGACGACAAGUUCCUCACGGCGUGUAUCAAUGCUGGGGCGACGGGAGCCCGCUGCUGGCAGGAAGAUUAA
Molecule: messenger RNA, 405 nt
Organism: Exophiala oligosperma
Lineage: Eukaryota; Fungi; Ascomycota; Eurotiomycetes; Chaetothyriales; Herpotrichiellaceae
Exons: 3
Coding region: 97-405 (102 amino acids)
Source: RefSeq, a predicted model, not a curated record